GCGCAGCGCCGACUGCGGCGGCCGUACGGGAGGAGUGGGGUGGCGGGGACCGUGCGCGGCGGCCGGCAGCAUCCACCGCCCAGCCCGGCGCUGGGGACAGCCAUGGGGAGCAGCCGCCGCUCCAGCUGCCGCGGAGAAACUCCCCUCCGGAUGUCGGCUGCGGGUGGCCUGGUCUGAGCAGGAGGGGGAGGAGGGAGAGGAGGAAGGGCCGUAGCAGCGGCGGACUGUGCAAGUUGCGCUCUGCCCUUCUUCUCCCCGGCCCGUCUCCUACCCGCGGAGCAGCAUGCGGACUGGCCUCCGCGCUCUCUCAGAUGUGCUCUGGCUGCCGCCGCCUUCAGUGCAUCCUGCUGCUGGCAGCGCUCACCCGGGCGCUGGAUGAGACGGGAGCAGGGAGAUCGCUGCUGCGGUUCCGCCCGCUCCUUCAUGCGGGCUUCUGCUCCGGCGGAGGUCGCACCGCCGCCGCGGAGGAGCCGGGCUGCCCUCCCACCCCGCGCCCGCCCGCCCGGGGGGCCCGCAUGGCGUGCUACCUGGUCAUCAGCUCCCGGCACCUCAGCAACGGGCACUACCGCGGCAUCAAAGGCGUCUUCAGGGGACCGCUCUGCAAGAAGGGCGCUCGCUCGCCGGUAACUGCCACCUCCUCGCCCCCUCCCUCACUUGCCCCCCGCACGGACUACGCUGAGAAGGAGAAAGCUGCAGCUAAGGCCCUGGAGGAUGUGAAGGCUAACUUCUACUGUGAACUGUGCGACAAGCAGUACCACAAACACCAGGAAUUUGACAACCACAUCAAUUCUUAUGACCAUGCUCACAAGCAGAGAUUGAAAGAUUUAAAACAAAGGGAAUUUGCUCGAAAUGUGGCUUCAAAGUCAUGGAAAGAUGAGAAGAAACAGGAAAAAGCACUCAAGCGACUCCACCAGCUUGCAGAGCUACGGAAGCAGUCAGAAUGCAUCACUGGGAGUGGACCAUUGCUUAAAGCCCCCCGAUUAGUCCUGGAAAAGCAGCAAUCACCAGAUGGCAUUUUCCUCUACAAGGGCAGCAAGUUCACAGCAAGUUCUCAAAGAGCCAUCACAAGUGAAGGACAAGGCUUCUCCAAAAGCAUACUAGAGAAACAGCAACUUAUUAUAAGCAGGCACCACCCCCCAGCUGAAAGACACCAUGCACUUGGAAAUCGCGUCUCACAAAUAUUCCCAUACAGCAACAAUACCUCUCAAAGGGCAGGAGUGUCUUUUUCAUUCUCUAAGAAGGUCCCUUUGAAGCUUGAGUCCUCAGCAUCAGUCUUCAGUGAGAACUGUGAAGAAGGAAAUGAUUAUAGUGAGUCCCCCAACCACAGUAAAAAGCAAACUAUUGAGGGCUGUCAUUCUGUCACACUUUUGGAGGAACAACUGAAAGCAAGUUUGGAUAAAGAGUCACCUAUUGCACAAGAACAAAUGGAUUUGGAUAACAGUGUAUCAAGUUAUGUAGCUGCAAAACCUAAAAUGCUAAAGGAAAAUGAUAAAAGUAGUGAUAGGGAAUCAGAAGAAAAAUUCAGAGCUAAUCCUUCCUUUUCUAAAGUCAAAAUACCACUUCCAAAUUUGAAUUUUUCUGCUUCGUUGAGAGAAACAGAGCAAGAGAGCAAACUGAAUGAAUCUGAGCAAUUCUUAGAAACUCCCAUCUCAUCUUCAUGCCAACCUAGCAAUUUUUGUACACAGCUGAACAUCUACAAGCACAGCAACGCCCACCUGCCUGCCCAGUUAUCUGAGCUCCCAGGACAGCCAGCACCUGAGCUGACCUGUUCAAGCAACAUUAAUGACAGUCCUGGAGUGAUAAAAAGAGAAAGAUCUUUGGAGAUUACAGAAACCACAGAUGGAAAUAUGGAAACACUUGAAAAGGGGACCAUGGUUAAAGAAGUUAAGCCCCAGGCAUUGCCUUUCCUCCAUGUAGUGAGCAAAGAUGGCACCACUGCUCUGCAGUGGCCCACAGAAUUACUUUUGUUUACAAAAACGGAGCCCUGUAUUUCAUAUGGCUGUAAUCCAUUGUAUUUUGACUUCAGAGUCUCUUUAAAUCACAGGGAGGGUAAAGAGCAUGAAACAAACAAAGCAAGCCGUAAAGAGCUCUCUAAAAAUAAGACUGGAGAUGAAUAUGAACCCUCAGGUUUAAUAAAACACAAGCAAAUGUCAAAUGAACAAGAUAAUCAGUUGUUGAAACCAAAGAAGAUGAAAGGUUCCCUAAAUCCAAGAAAGGCCAAGCAAAAAGCUGAGUCUGACAUAGGGAAAGAAAUGAAUGAAAAUGGUCAAAAAUGCAUUGCAGAUUAUUUGAAUGAAAAUAUACCCAAAGUGCCUGCUUACCUUGAUGUCUCACAAAAGGAUUAUGUGACAGAAAAAAGUCUUUAUACAACAUCACUGAGGAGACCUUUAAAGCAUCAUUUCCAUGGCUGUGAAAGAAAAACUCAGAACAUUAAAAACGAAAGCAUUUCCUUUUCUGCUUUUAUGUCUAGGAUUAAAAACUCUAAGUCUGAAAAAUGUCAUUUAAUUGAUUCUGAAGAAAAAUAUGAGAACCAAAAUGACUCCAGAUCCCUUCAAGAUGUGGUCAGCUGCAGCAGUGACAUAAGUGACAGUGGAAAAUAUUCUAGUGGGAGUUCCUUUAGUUGUAAAUCCAGUUCAAACAGCAAGUAUUCAGAUAAUGAAGGAUGUGGAAGUUAUACAAGAUGCUGGAGAUUCCCAUCUCCUCAAAAGUCCUCAUCUGGCAGACAUUCCAGCUAUUCUGACACUUCUGUUAGCAGUACAAGUAGCUACAUGAGUCCCACAUCAAACAAUCACAGAAGAAAUAAUUUGCUUUGUUGUUGUAAAAGAAAAAACAAGACAGAUGAAAGGCACAAACACAGAAAGCACAAGUGUAUUUUCACUUCAGAUGAUACAGACGAGGAUUAUCUUUGUCAUAGUAGAAGUCACAGAACUAGAAACUGUAUUCAGAGUGGCACAAUUAAAUAUCCAAGAUGUUCAAGACAUAAACUUUUACAAAUCAGAGAAAGGCCUAAACACAGCAGAUGUAGACAUCAGCAUUUUGGCAAAGUGCUUAGUAGGAAUAGAAGCUGCCACAAAUCCAAAAGUGGUUCCACUAGUGAUUCAAGAAGCAGUGAAAGAUCAUCUAGCAGCAGAAUAUCAAGAUGCAGCAGUUCAGGAUCCUUCUCAAAAGAGACUGACAACUGUGACAACAAAACAAAAGAGGAUGCUGAGAGAGGUUCUGAUGCUGAACCAGGAAAAGCUGAAACUGCGCCUUCCAACUCUCAGUCUAAAAACUUUGCCACCUGCUCUUCCAGAAACCUGGCAAAAGACAUAUGUGGAAAAAGAAAGUCAAUGACAGCCAAGUUACUUUUAGAAAGAGUGCAGUCUAAGAAAACCCAGGAACAAAUGCAUGAUCCAGAGAGAUUUUCAAUCAGUAGUGGGAUAGAAUUAAAGGAUCACUCACAAAGUCACUUUGCUCUUCAGUUUUCCUCAUCAGUAGGUGACAUUGCAAUGUUACCUUUGACAGAGAAAGUGCUAAGCAAAGGUAAAAAUGGCAUCAGACAUAAUGAAAGCAGUUUUUUGGAAAACAGUGUGAAGAAAAACAACACUGAAGCAUCACAGAUAAAUGUUUCUCUUUCACCUGGAACUGAUUAUGAUCAUUGUGUUCUUAAAGACAUGAUUCAAAUUGAAACAGGCUAUCAGAGCCCAAGCAUAAAAAGGAACACAGCAAUAAAGGAACAAACCAAUCUCUUCAUUAGAGAAGUGCAGCCCUUGAUACAAAGCUGUGAUCCAGUACCAAAUGAUUUCCCUGGUGCUUUUCCCUCUAAUAGAUAUUCUGUCGCUAAUUCAACAGAGACCAAAGAAGAACUACAUGAUGUAAACAUGGACUUGAACCGGGCAGAAGGCAGUUCAGACUCUUUUUGUGACAAUGCUAUGCAGAAGUAUGGUGAUACACUGAAUGACCUAGAAGUGUACAGUAAAUCCACCUCCCCUCCUCUAACACAGCAGCCUAUCACAUUUACACCAGAAGAAGUAGACAAAUACAGGUUGCUGCAGCUGCAAGCCCAGCAGCACAUGCAGAAACAACUUCUGGCGAAACAUCUGAAAGUUUUGCCAGCCCCAGGACCAGCUGCCUUCUCUGCAACACCAGCAGUUCCUGCCCUCCCUGUUCAGCAGCAGGCUACUGUCACCACCAUCCACCACACGCUGCUGCAACGCUUUGCUGUCUCGGCGUCUGUGCACCCCCACGGCAGCCAUCUCUCCCUAGCACCCCUCCACCCCCUCUCUCAGGCACAUUUUGCCCCCAUAUCACUUUCCCCAUUAGCCCCAGCCCUUAUUCCCACCCACCCUGCUUUGCUGACAGGACACCCAUUGCACUUGGUGUCUGCCACUCCCCUCCACCCUUCCCCACUGACCUACCCUGCACUGCCACACACUGCAUAUAUCCCAGCCUUAUUUACACCACACCUGAACACGGCCACACCUUCUGCUAUACACCCAAAUCACUUAGUUCAUCCCUUAUUCCAAGGUCAAGAGCCCCAUCACUAUUCUUGUUCUAUCCAGACCCAACAGUUACCUACAGCAAAAGAAGUUUUCAGUGUUUCUAGCUACUUAAACUAGUCCAAAUGAUUUCAUCAUGGCUCCAAUCCCAAAUUAAAAUAAAAUAAAGCAUUCAGCAUUCAAUCACAUCUGAGGGGAAAUCUAAUGUUUUGCUGAGAGCACAACA
Messenger RNA from Motacilla alba alba, 4704 nucleotides. It is a transcript of the gene ZNF804B, whose product is annotated as zinc finger protein 804B. The transcript is spliced from 4 exons. The record is from RefSeq and is a predicted model, not a curated record. Gene Ontology annotation, cellular component: nucleus. The coding region runs from base 312 to 4598 and encodes 1428 amino acids. Lineage: Eukaryota; Metazoa; Chordata; Aves; Passeriformes; Motacillidae.